Calidris pugnax (ruff) is the source of this 4475-nucleotide messenger RNA. RefSeq names its product Rho family GTPase 2 (gene RND2). Gene Ontology annotation, molecular function: GTPase activity; GTP binding. The transcript has 4 exons. The record is from RefSeq and is a predicted model, not a curated record. Bases 2596 to 3300 code for a protein of 234 amino acids. NCBI's taxonomy places the organism in Eukaryota, Metazoa, Chordata, Aves, Charadriiformes, Scolopacidae. Gene Ontology annotation, biological process: small GTPase-mediated signal transduction.
AAUUUGCUGAUUCAGUAGCGACAUCUCCAAAGCAAGCUGGAGAUGGGGGUUACCUGUGUGUGGAGGACACAGCUCUCCUGCCCCACUGGGCAGCACUGGCCGUGGGUCUCCAGUAGCCAAGGCUGAGAGUCUUGGCUGUUUCCCACCUCCGGAGCAGCCGGUGGGUUGAAAUACCAGGGAAGGUGCCAGGGGCUGCUCCUGCUCUUUGGAGUUGGAGCAGAAAGUUAACGAACGUGAAGGCAAUUUUCAUCUAAUUAAGAAAAUUAGGUUCUUGACCCAGUGCGUCCCUUCCAUCAGUGCCUCCCACCAACACAGGGGUCUUUCCUCCCGUGGUCCCAAGUGGUGAGGGCUUGGUUGAUGGCACCAAGGUGGGGGUGGUUCUGGGGGGUGACCGAGGGGUUUGCUCAGCUGCACAUCGUGGUGAGGAGCAGCGGCUGCGGAGGGGAGCAGCGGGUUGCUAUGAUACAGUUUGCUGUGGCAAUGUCUGUGCUGAAUGGAGCCAAAACCACCUCUACAAAAGGAGCAUUCCUGGGCUGGGAGGGGGCAGAUUUAUCUGCAGUGUUUAUGUAAAAUUGAGGAGCUGCAGGGAGAGGAUGUGUGUGGGACCGCUCUCCUCCAGCGUGCGCCAGGGGCCCUUGUCUGCAGGCAGAUGCCCCCGUGGGCAGGGGGGAGAGGGCAUGGCUCGGGUAAAGCACCCAGCAAAUCCAAGCCUGCAGAUCCUGCUGGAUCUCACAUCCCGACCAGUAAACCCACAGCAGGCAGGGGGCUGAAAAUGGCCCAAAGGGGGGCUCUGUGUUGCUGGGCUUGGUGCUGCUUCGAAAGCAGUGGGAGCUGGGUCCCAGUUGUGCUACGGGGGAGCACGGGGGGAGCAUCCAGCGCUGCCAGCCCUGAGCUGAAGUGGGGUCAGAAAUCUCCUGGGAUGUAGAGUCACCCUUGGUCACUGUGCCCACCUUGUGCACCAGCCCCCAUCCCCAGAGCUGGCCGAGGCACCGCGGGGACUGGCUCCUUUCCAUGCAGGGAACAUGACUUUCCCUCUGGGAAGGGGGCCGGGCUCUGCAGAGAUCAGGGGCUGAUUUUUCUGUGCUGGAUCCCAACUGCUGCUCGUCCCCGUGACUUUACAGGGACAGAGCCCAGCGGGUUGGGGCAGGGGGUGUGGGUGCCUUUCCCCCUGGGGCUGGCAGCGGAGUGCCUGCCUGUAAGAGCCACAGAUGUCUGUAGAUGAUUUUGCUGCGAAUCCAAAUGCCUGUCGAAUCCCUGGCGCCUGCCCUGUGCCCCAUGAGAGCAGGGGGGGCUGUGGGGGCACGGCCAGGGCUGAGGGUGCCCUGUGCUCUGUGUUGUGGGGUCCCUGUGGGGGCUGCCCUUGGGACCUGCUGUGAGCUGGUGGCAAGGAGAGGGCACGUGGCCAGUCUCUGGAGCUGGGCAGGGAUGUUUGGGAUGGCAGCUCAUCUCCUCAGCCUGCCCGGGGGGGUUCUGGGCAGCCCCAGCCAGGUCUUCUCUCCUGGAUGAGUCCCACAGAGGGGUCCAAGGUGUUUGCAAAGCACCCGCUGUGCAGAGCUGUGCCCCCUCUGUGCUGAGCAUCAGCUGGGAGCCCCCCUGCAGACAAGAGCCAGAGUUGGAGCCCCUGUGGAGAAUCAGCCUAUUCUCCUCUCACGCUUACCCCAGACAGAUUCCCAUCCUCCUGGAAACAUAAGCCACUGUCAUCCAUAAUUCAUGGGGGGGAUGAACUCCAUCAAGGAGCCACCUGACACCCAGCUGGGUCCCCCUCCCUCCUGCCGGGGUGGGAACAUGUCGGGGCCGGGGGUCCCGAGGGCCGGGGCCAGGAUGUGUGUCCGGUUCCCUCGGCCUCGGGGUGGGCGAUCCUUCCUUCACCCUUCCGAGGAGGCGGAUUCAACAAGGGCUCUGGUGUCUCUGCUUCCCCUUUUCAUAAAUAAACAUCUGCUUCUCAUCCCUCCAGGAAGUUUAAGCCAUUGUAAAGCCAAAUAUAAAACCGAAACAGGGUUUUUAAGUAGCAGCGAGCUGAUUGCUCCAUUACUGUUUACUGAGGCAUCUACAAUUGCACACAAAAUGCACUUCAAAAAAAAAACCAUUAUGGGACAAUGAGUUUAAUGCCUGAAAUUUGCAUCGAAGGUGCAUGAGUGUGUGUGUGUUUGUGCGCGUGUGUGCGGCAGGAGCUGUGCAGGAUCCAGGCUGGGCUCAUUGCCUGCUCGCUGAGAAAUCCUGCAGAAUAUGGAAUAUCAUCCCCUCCGAUUUACAGCUUGCUCACCAAAUCCUGUCACAUCUUCUACACACCGAAAAAGAAUCUGUCUGACUUCUUCCAGCCGCAAACCUAGAGCAAAAGGCAAUUCUUUUUUCACCUGCCUUAACAUUCUCACAAUCCACAGGAGCAAGCUCGCCUGUGUAAAGAUAGCAAAAGAGGAUAAAAAAUAGCAGCAGCAUUCCCUGCCUUCUCUCAGCCACACCUUUCACCGUCAGCGCCGGCGUGACGAGCCGUGGGAUACAGGCACGAGUGGCAGAGAGGGAUGUGCUGCUCCACAGCAUCGCAGCCCCGGCAGCACAGCUCCAGCUCCUACGUGCCAACAUGUACUAGGGAGAGGGAUGCAAAACUCACACUUAUUUCCACUCUGCAAAGGGAUAAACGUAAGAGCACAAGGUCAAAACUUGGGACUCUUCGUGCCUAAACAAAGGGACCAAAUCCUCAGGAAAUCAAACUCUGCUGAACCUGGUGGUGUCUGGUCACUGGUCGAAAGCUUGGGGCAACAUCCUUUAUUUCCGACAGAGCGUUGCGUUGUGUGGCAAACCUCUCCAGGCUCGGCGUAUUACGAUAACGUCCGUCCCUUGGCCUACCCAGACUCGGAUGCUGUGCUCAUCUGCUUUGACAUCAGCCGCCCGGAGACCCUGGACAGUGUGCUCAAGAAGUGGCAAGGGGAAACACAGGAGUUCUGCCCCAACGCGAAGAUCGUGCUGGUUGGCUGCAAGCUGGACAUGAGGACAGACCUGAACACGCUGCGGGAGCUUUCCAAGCAGCGCCUCAUCCCCGUGACACACGAGCAGGGCAGCGCGCUGGCGCGGCAGAUCGGGGCAGUGGCCUAUGCAGAGUGCUCCUCCAAGGUCUCGGAGAACAGCGUGAGGGAUGUGUUCCACGUCACCACCCUGGCCUCCGUCAACAGGGUGCACAAGAACUUGAAGCGCAGCAACUCCAAACGGGGACUGAAACGGGCGUCACAGAUGCCUGGCAGGACGGACUUACUGAGCGACACAGAGAUCAGGAAAGACCGAGCCAAGAGCUGCUCCAUCAUGUGAAAAAACCAGGCUGUAAAUAACGUGUGUGUGUUGUCCAUUUUGUACAGUAACUGGCUGAGACAAGGGCACGGUGCUGGCUGUGGGAGCCAGCCCCCCCCUUUUCCAAAGCCUUUCUCUCGGUCUCUAGGGCUGAGCAAAGGUCCCAGCUGCAAACUGGGGGGUGCGUGAGUCACCCCCAACCGUGGAGACUUCUGGGCUGGCUGCUGCUGUGUGGAUGGCUUGGGGUGAAGGAACCACUUGGCAGAGGAGGAUUCAGGUGCUGGAAGGUCCGUGGCUGAGUGAAAAAUAAAAAUGCAAAAGGGAACAAUCCUGCGUGUGCCACCCUCCGGUACCGGUACCACGGCACGCACAGCGUGGGGACACGGGCUGUGUGGGACCUGGGCUGGGGGAAGGGGAGGUGUUGUUGCAGCAGAGUGGGAUUAGGAGAAGGUAUUCUUCCAAUCUUCCUUUGGAAGAGAAAUGAUGAUUGAAGCGGUGCUGCCUUCAGCUGGGUGGGACAGUAAGUCACCAUGGAACGUGAAGGUCUGGGCCAGAGCUGGGAGGGAAGGCACCUGGGAAGGAACCUUAACCUGUCAAGACACCAUGGUAGUCCACCUGCUGUAAAGAAAAUAGAUAGGUGGCUCUUACAUGGUAUUUUAGAUACUUGAACUCCACUUGAAAUGCGGCAGAGUGGGUCUGGCUCUGAGGGAGGGGUCUAUCCCAGUAGAUGCAUCUUGAGAGUUGUGGUUCCCUUCAGCAAGCUCGUGUCCCACUGCCAGCAGCCUGGUCACUCCUCAGGCUGCUCCCUGCCACGGGCAGCCCUGCGUCCCCAACAGCAGACUGCAAUAACUACCCGUAUCCUGCUCUCCACCCAUUCCCAACUGCAGAUUGUGUUGCAUGGUGCUGUGUUUGUCUGGUACAGAAAAACCAAAAAAAGAUGAUGUGCGCAUCUGCACCCCGUCCUGGCUGCAGCAGCGAGAGGGAAGGUGCCCCCUUGGCCUCUAAUCCUGCUGCACAGCCUCCUCCAACACCUCCCAUUGCUUCUGCUGCUGCCCUCUCGAAAUGCCUUUGACUACAGUGUUCGCCUUGACUUAAUGUCACAUAGACACUUUAAGGAAACAAGAAUCUGCUCCAUUGCCAGAUCCAGCUGUGUCAGUGGGCUACAGAAACAAAUAAACAUCGUUGGAAAAUGCAUA